AUGGCGGAAUCAACCCGACGCAGGAAACGACCAGUGCCGCCCAGCACCCAGGCCAUGUCCUAUCCCAGGAAACGAGCCGUGGCGGCCUGCCAACUCUGCCGACGCCGAAAAACCAAAUGUGACAAUGUCCGCCCCACGUGCGGCUUCUGCGAGAACAUCGGCGCAUCAUGCGUUUACCAAGCCCCAGAAACAGAUUAUUCCUCAUUCGACCCCGCUGCAUUGGCCUUGCUCGAGAGGAUGGACUACAUGAUCUCGCUGGUUGAGAAGAAUAAACUGGGUCCGCCAGAAAAUUCCAACGUGCCGGCCACAAGUGACUACAGUCAGAGUAGCGCCGUCUGGCCGUGGACGGCCAAUGCGGAGUCGCAAGAAAUCCCGUCGCGGUGUAAUAUCUCGUGUCGAAUCCUGGAAUGGCCGAUUUUCGAAGAGAUCCAAUAUGACCGAACAGGGGACACCUUAUUUACGGGGCAGGCGAAUGCCUCGCAACAGAAGAAUCCAAGGUCGCGAGGAAUUGUCGAGGACCAUAUCCCUUCCUAUGUGGACCGAUUUCUAACCAAUGUGCACACCAAAAACCCAGUCGUGGACCACACCCUGCUGAGCAAGUAUGUUCGUGAUAUCGCUGAAAACGGUCUAUCCUGGGACGGGCCCACCAGCGUCACCCUCAUGGCAUGCGCAUUGGGCAUUGUUUCUCAACCGUUUCAGCAAAUCCCGGUGACACAACUGGACAGUGUCAAAGCCGAUCUUCCCUUAGCAGAGGUCUAUUAUACGGCCGCCCGAAAGCGCAUCGGCCUACUGGAUACGACCUCAUUAGUGUAUAUACAGACCACCUUCCUGUCAGGGGUCUAUGAAAUGUAUACCCUGCGUCCGUUGGCGGCCUGGCACUCUUUCCAUACCGCCUGUAGCAGCAUGCAAUUGUAUUUCAAAACAAGGUAUCCAGGAUUAGAAAGCAGUGAAACGCAAAACCUGGAAGAGCGGUUGCGGUGGUCAUGCUUUAAAUCAGAACGGGAAAUCCGCACGGAGAUCAAUCUCACCCCCCUAAAAGCAUCCAACCGGGACUUGGCCGAAGAAUAUCCAAUGCCUCCGCACGAAGCUAGAGAGGGAGAGGCCCCUACAGUAUUCCCGCUGGAAGAAAGCUGGUACUACUAUCUAACAGAUAUUUCACAAAGGCGGAUUCUGGAUCGUAUACUCAAUUCGUUCUAUGCGCAAGAGUCGGACCAACAAUGGCUUCAGACGUCUUCAGAUGACAUGGCUCGCACUGCAUUGGAAUUAGACCGUCAGCUGGCCACGAUAGACGCCAAUCUGCCUCCUUGGCUACACUAUUCACGGGAAGAGCUGGGAGAUCGCGAGCUGCCCUAUUUCAUACAUCGGCGAUUACUUCAUAUGCAGGAAUGUCUCUUCAAACCAUUCUUAUUUCGGGUAGUACAUUCCGACCAGACUCAACCUCAAGUCGUCUUUGAUCUAGCGCAACGCUGUGUGGAAGCGUGUCGGAUGAACAUCCUUGAAACCGCCAUCCAGCAUCGACACCAUGGCAGCUGGUUCGUGGCCCGAGGGGCCUUCCGGUGCGCGAUGGCACUGAUUGCCGCGGCGCAGAGCGGCAUAUUGGCCAUGCCAAAUGACUGGUUCGCAUGUGUGGAAACAGCGCUAACGGUUAUCGAAUUUUGGGGGCAAGAGGCGGCCGAUCUCCAACCCCUGGGCCAAAUUCUCCGCACCGUAUACAGCUACACAAGGGUCCCAAAUGGGUAA
Messenger RNA from Penicillium lagena, 1740 nucleotides. RefSeq lists its product as uncharacterized. The record is from RefSeq and is a predicted model, not a curated record. NCBI's taxonomy places the organism in Eukaryota, Fungi, Ascomycota, Eurotiomycetes, Eurotiales, Aspergillaceae. Gene Ontology annotation, biological process: regulation of DNA-templated transcription; DNA-templated transcription. Bases 1 to 1740 code for a protein of 579 amino acids. Gene Ontology annotation, molecular function: zinc ion binding; DNA-binding transcription factor activity, RNA polymerase II-specific; DNA binding. The transcript is spliced from 4 exons.